Molecule: messenger RNA, 465 nt
Organism: Symbiodinium natans
Lineage: Eukaryota; Dinophyceae; Suessiales; Symbiodiniaceae
Source: the annotation of a GenBank genome assembly
AUGUCUGAUGUGUUCCGCGAUGAGCACGCCGUUCCCGCGACCCCUCAGGAGCUGAGUCAGCGCCUUCAAGAAUACCUAAGCCGCACGGAGUGCAGCACAGAAUGUGCGGUUCUGGAAGGUGACGGCGACGACAUCAAGAUCAUGGUGACAAUGCAGCUGGACUACCAGAACAUGUACGCAAACGACAAACCAGGAUUCAAGCAACGUCUGAAGCGCCAAUUGCUGCACGCGGCUUGUGGCAGUGAGUUUGACCGUAUGCCCGCAGAUGCCUUGGAACUCCUGGCAGGCAAGAUUGAGAUCGAGGAUGUCAAGGAGGGAAGCAUCAUUGCGCUUGUCGUGUUUGGUGCAGGGUUCCUCUUGGGUCUGGCUGUUGGUUUGGCUGUUGGUGCCCGCAAUCCGCCUGUGAAUGUACAGCCGAAUGUACAGCCUGCACCAUGGAUUCAGAUAAACUGCACAUUACAGUAG